Molecule: messenger RNA, 2594 nt
Organism: Pseudopodoces humilis (Tibetan ground-tit)
Lineage: Eukaryota; Metazoa; Chordata; Aves; Passeriformes; Paridae
Gene: DHX58
Product: DExH-box helicase 58
Biological process (GO): cytoplasmic pattern recognition receptor signaling pathway; negative regulation of RIG-I signaling pathway; antiviral innate immune response
Cellular component (GO): cytoplasm
Molecular function (GO): DNA binding; double-stranded RNA binding; single-stranded RNA binding
Source: RefSeq, a predicted model, not a curated record
AUGGAGCUCUGGGGGUACCAGCGGGAGGCGGCGGCCCCGGCCCUGCUCGGCCGCAACAGCAUCGUUUGUCUGCCCACGGGCGCCGGGAAGACCCGAGUGGCCGUCCACGUGUGCCGGCGGCACCUGGAGAGCCGGCGGGGCGGAAAGGUGGCCGUGCUUGUCAACAAGGUACACCUGGUGGACCAGCACAGCGAGAAGGAGUUCCACGCACUGCAGGACACCUUUAAGGUGGCGUCCGUCAGUGGGGACACCAGCCACAAAACCUUCUUUGCCAUGCUGGUGAAGAAGAGCGACGUUGUCAUCUGCACAGCCCAGAUUCUGCAGAACGCCCUGGUCAGCACGGAGGAGGACAUGCACGUGGAGCUGACAGAUUUCUCACUGCUGGUGAUAGACGAGUGCCACCACACACACAAGGACGCCGUCUACAACAAGAUCAUGCUGAGAUACCUUCAGCGCAAGCUCAGCGGGGAGCAGGACCUGCCACAGGUCCUGGGGCUGACGGCAUCCCCUGGCACUGGGGGGGCAACAUCCUUUGAGGGGGCCGUAGAGCACAUCCUGCAGAUCUGUGCCAACCUGGACACUGAGAAGAUCACACUGGUGCAGGACGAGGUGCAGCACCUGCAGAGCCAUAUCCCCCAACCCAAGAAGCAGUAUGACCUGUGCCAGGAGAGAGAGCAGGACCCCUUUGGUGAGCAGCUGAAGAAGGUGAUGGUGCAGAUCCAGCAGUUCAUGGAGAAGCCGGAUCUCCCGCAGAACUUCGGCACGCAGAUUUACGAGCAGCGCAUUGUGGAGCUGGAGAAGAGAGCUGCAGAGAUGUUUUGUCGCAAGACGCGGGUGUGCGCCCUUCACCUGCGCAAAUACAACGACGCUUUGCUGAUCAGUGACGCCGUGCGGAUGGUGGACGCCUUCCAGUGCCUCCAGCAGUUCUACAGCGCUGAGAAGGAUAAGAAGGGCCCCACCGAACAGUUCCUCACUGCCAUGUUUGAGGAGAACAGGGCGAGCCUGCAGGCACUUGCCGGGGACCACCGCUAUGAGAACCCCAGGCUGGGCAAGCUGGAGGAGAUCCUGCGUGAGCACUUUCAGCCCCUGGGAACUUCUCGUGGCAUCGUCUUCACCCAGACAAGGCAGAGUGCCCACAGCCUGCUCAGCUGGCUGCAGACCACAGCCACGCUCCACAGGCAACACAUCAGAGCUGCUGUCCUCACCGGCGCUGGCUACAGCAACCAGACCAGGCACAUGACACAGAAUGAGCAGCAGAAUGUGAUCAAGCAGUUCCGUGAGGGAGCCCUCAACCUUCUCUUCUCUACCAGUGUGGCCGAGGAGGGCCUGGACAUCCCCGAGUGCAACAUUGUGGUCCGCUAUGGGCUGAUGACCAAUGAGAUCGCCAUGAUGCAGGCCCGGGGCCGUGCCCGUGCUGAGAACAGCGUCUACUCGGUCCUUGCCAAAGCCAACAGCAGAGAAGUGACCCGAGAGCUGCUCAAUGAGGACCUGGUGGAGCUCAUGAAGAGGGCGAUUCAGGCAGUGCAAGCCAUGCCUGAGCAGGAUUACUGCCAAAAGAUCCAGGAGCUGCAGCGGGUGGCCGUGGCCAGCUGGCUGAUGAAGGAGGCCAGGAUCAGCAAGCAGCGGCAGCUGCACGACCCGGACGCUGUUCGCCUGUACUGCGUCAACUGCAACACGGCCGUGUGCCGCGGCAGCGACAUCCGCACCGUGGAGGGCAUGCACCACGUCAACAUCAACCCCAAAUUUGGGUCGUAUUACAGAGUUUCCUCUGGGAAAAUACAGUUCCAGCGUACUUUCAAGGACUGGGAGCCCGGCUGCUGUAUCUCCUGCAAAGCCUGCAGCCAGAACUGGGGGAUGGAGAUGCUGUACCGGCAGGUGAAGCUGCCUAUCCUCUGCAUCAAAAACUUCGUGGUGGAGACACCAGAAGAGAAGAGGAGGUACAAGAAGUGGGGCUCUGUGACGUUCCCCAUCAAGGCGUUUGACUACCUGGAGUACUGCUCUGACACCUGCAGCCUGUCCUUCUAGCACAGGCUCUGUUCAGAACAGGAAUAUUCACAGGGCACUUCCAGGGUGCUACAUGAACAGAGGAGGCUUCCUUGACCCUUGGACAGAGAGCCACGGCUCACUCCUCUCCUCCUCACUGGUCUGAGCCCUAGCAGCGUGUCCCUAGCUGGAGCCCAUGGCUGCUGAAGGGGCUUUGCUGCACCCACGUAGAAAGGAUGAGAUGCUGGGAUGGAAAAUCAUCCAAACCCUUCCUUGCUCCCCAUGCUGCUGCCUUCUCAACCGUGCCAGGGGAGCCAUCUGUUUCUGUGGGUCCAGGACAGUGCUUCUCCACCCUGAUUUAAGAAUUUGAUGGGUCUCCAUUAAAAACACAGAUGCUGGACUGAAGGGGCAGGGUGGCCGCAUGACUCGUGGCAAGAGCUGGCUGGGCUGAGGCUGCGAGGGGGGACAUGGCCCUAGAGCCAGAACCCACUGUACCCUGAGCCAGCAGAACAGGGGUCUCCAGGGGACAGUGGGGUCUGUGAGGCUGUCCCGGCUCUAUCCGACCCGCAGACAGUGGCCUGAGCGACCCAUCCCACCCAGCCACCCAAGGC